This is a messenger RNA of Ipomoea nil (Japanese morning glory), 612 nucleotides long. RefSeq names its product zinc finger protein ZAT3-like. The coding region runs from base 1 to 612 and encodes 203 amino acids. NCBI's taxonomy places the organism in Eukaryota, Viridiplantae, Streptophyta, Magnoliopsida, Solanales, Convolvulaceae. The record is from RefSeq and is a predicted model, not a curated record. The transcript has a single exon.
AUGAAUCAAGAAAAGGUAGCGAAAUUGUAUGUUGUCGGAGAUGAUGGAGGAGGAGAUAUUGGGGGUUUUCGUUUUGCUUCCAAGGAUGAUUAUCUCUGCCAGAAAUGCGGCAAAGGAUUUGGUUCCAUGAAGGCUGUGUAUGGCCACAUGCGAGUUCAUUCCAAAAGACCCAAGAUUCUACCUCAAGAACAACCUCAUCGUCCUGUUCCCAAGAAACCAUCCACGACAAUGGGGUUAAAGAUUUCAGAACUACCUGUAGUUUCUGAGUUUGAUGAGGUGGAAGAGGUGGCUGCGUGCUUGAUGAUGCUUUCUCGGGGUGCGAGGAGAAGCUACAAUGGAGAAAACAAAACUGUGGUCGUAAAUGGUGAUGAUGGAAAGAGAAGGGGGUUUAUCAGAGCUGAUGAAUUCGAGAAGGUUAAUAAUGUGAAAAUGGGUUGGGGUUUCAAGAAAAGCAAAGUGAAAAAGGAAUGUGUUAACUCAACUGGGGGCAAGUAUAAAGUACACAAAUGUUCUAUAUGCUUCAAGGCUUUUGCAUCAGGCCAAACUUUGGGUGGUCACAGGAGACACUGUUUCAUGAAAAGCAAAGUCAUAAAGGAAAACCUAGCUUGCUGA